This is a messenger RNA of Medicago truncatula (barrel medic), 659 nucleotides long. RefSeq lists its product as uncharacterized. Bases 216 to 506 code for a protein of 96 amino acids. The record is from RefSeq and is a predicted model, not a curated record. The transcript has a single exon. NCBI's taxonomy places the organism in Eukaryota, Viridiplantae, Streptophyta, Magnoliopsida, Fabales, Fabaceae.
CUUGAAAACCACUAACAGAGUAACAACAGCUUUCAGCACCUGGUAUUUUCCCAUUCUUUGGGCAUUUCAUUAGCCUCUUAACUUUAGCAUUUCAAAGCUUCCUAUAUAUAACAACCUCCUUCACUCUUCUUCAUCAACCAACCAAAACACAAGAAUCAAUUUCCUUUGUCAUCUAAAAAGCAAGCAAAAGACUUCAAGAAUCAAUAUUAAUCAAGAUGAGUUCAACAAGUAGAGCAUGGGUAGCAGCAGGCAGUGUUGCAGUUGUUGAAGCAUUGAAAGAUCAAGGAAUAUGCAGAUGGAAUCUUACCCUAAAGUCACUUCAAAAUCAUUUUAAAAACAAUGUGAGAUCGUUUUCCCAAGCAAAGAAACUUUCAUCCUCUUUUUCUUCUUCUUCUUCUUCUUCUUCUGCUAUGGUUUCUAUUUCUAAGAGACAAAAAGAGAAUGCAAAGCAAUCGGAGGAAUCUUUGAGGAAGGUCAUGUACUUGAGUUGCUGGGGUCCCAAUUAAUUAGAGGAGAUCAUAGAACUAAUUUUUAACUCUAUUAUUUGAUCUUUCUUCAUGUAUAAUGUAUUGCACAAUAUUUGAAAGAGAUUAAUGUAAAUUAUGAUGAAUUGAUGAAGAUAGCAACCUUGAAUUUCUCUGAAAUUCAGGAUUAUUCUU